Messenger RNA from Sorex fumeus (smoky shrew), 2081 nucleotides. RefSeq names its product transmembrane protein 201 (gene TMEM201). Gene Ontology annotation, cellular component: nuclear inner membrane. Gene Ontology annotation, molecular function: actin filament binding; lamin binding. The transcript has 11 exons. The coding region runs from base 43 to 2049 and encodes 668 amino acids. The record is from RefSeq and is a predicted model, not a curated record. Gene Ontology annotation, biological process: nuclear migration along microtubule. Lineage: Eukaryota; Metazoa; Chordata; Mammalia; Eulipotyphla; Soricidae.
CGCCCGGGCCCCGCCGCCGCCGCCGCCGCCGCCGCCGCCGCCAUGGAGGGCGUGAGCGCGCUGCUGGCCCGCUGCCCCGCGCCCGGCCUGGCCGGCGGGCUGGGCGUCACGGCGUGCGCCGCGGCCGGCGUGCUGCUCUACCGGAUCGCGCGGAGGAUGAAGCCCACGCACACCGUCGUCAACUGCUGGUUCUGCAACCACGACACCGUGGUGCCCUACGGCAACCGCAACUGCUGGGACUGCCCCCACUGCGAGCAGUACAACGGCUUCCAGGAGAAUGGCGACUACAACAAGCCCAUCCCGGCGCAGUACCUGGAGCACCUGAACCACGUGGUGGGCAGCGCGCCCGCGCCCCUGGCCCCCCCGCAGCAGCAGUGGGUCAGCAGCCGGACGCUGCUCUGCCGGCGCUGCAGCCAGCACCAGGCCACCAAGAUCCGGCAGCUGGCGGCCUUCACCCCGCGCGACGAGGGCAGGUAUGACGAGGAGGUGGAGGUGUACCAGCACCACCUGGAGCAGGUGUACAAGCUGUGCCGGCCGUGCCAGGCGGCCGUGGAGCAUUACCUCAAGCACCAGAACCGCCAGCUCCGAGCCCUGCUGCUCAGCCACCAGGUCCAGCGCCGCCAGGACGCCGAGCGCGGUCACGGGCAGAGCUUCUGUUCCUUUGCUGUGAAGUCACCGGUGCAGGUCAUCGUGCUCCGGGCCCUCGCCUUCCUGGCCUGCGCCUUCCUGCUGACCACCCUGCUGUGUGGCGCCGGAGACCCCUUCAUCCCGGGACCUGCCCUGCCCCCAGCCCUGCCCCCCGGGGGGAACGGCUCUGCCGGCGCCGCCGCGGACAACGGUACCAGCUCCGAGAGCUGGCGGCAGCUGCUGGGCCUCCUGCCGGCACCCGCUGCCGAGAAGCUCCGGGUGCUCUGGGCCCUCGGGCAGCAGCACCAGGUGGCCGUGGUGGCCCUGGGCCUCCUCACCUGCCUGCUGGCCAUGCUGCUGGCCGGCCGCCUGAGGCUCCGCAGGAUCGACGCCUUCGCCGCGGGCCUGUGGGCGCUGCUGCUGGCCCUGCACCUGGCCGAGCAGCACCUGCAGGCCGCCUCGCCCGGCUGGCUGGACACGCUCAAGCUCAGCGCCACGGCCCUGUGCUGCCUGGUGGGCUUCACGGCGGCCGUGGCCACGAGGAAGGCAACAGGCACCCGAAGGUUCCGGCCCCGAAGGUACUUCCCCGGAGAUGCCGCAGGCCUCUUUCCCGUCGGCCCCGGCCUGGCCAUGCCCUGCCCGAGUGUCCUGGGCCCCCCGCCGCCGUCGCUCUUCGUCCCGGCUCCGCCCGGCUUUGUGCCGCUGGCCAGCCGGCCACUGUUCCGCUCCACCCGCCGGCCCUCGCCCUCCUCACUGCCCAGCCACCUGAGCCGGGCCCUCUCGCUGGGCACCAUCCCCUCCCCGACGCGAGCAGACUCGGGCUGCCUCUUCAGUGGGAGCCGUCCACCAUCGCGCGUGGCCCGGCCUGGGCAGCUGCUGCUUUCCGAUUACUUCUCCCUGCUGGCCAGCAGCUGCCCCUCAUCACCGCUCCCGUCCCCAGCGCCGUCCGUGGCCAGCUCCGUGGCUUCCAGCUCUGGCUCCCUGCGCCACCGCCGGCCCCUCAUCAGCCCCGCCCGCCUCAACCUGCAGGGCCGGAAGCUGCUGCUCUUCCCGGCGCCCCCGGGGGAGGCCCCCCACAGCCCCAGCAGCUCCGAGGAACACUCGCCCCCCACCAGCCGCCUCUUCCCCCUCGAGCUGCCCCAGGCCCCUCCGAGGCCGCCGCCGCGGGACUCCAAGCUCACCGUGGAUGUGAGUGCCGUGCCCGACGGCGGCAAUGCCUGCAGUGACCGCCCCAUCAAGAAGGAGGACGACUCCUCGCACGCAUCCACCUGCAUGGUGGACACCACCACCCAGGGCUGCCCUGAGGACACUGCUGCCUGGAGAGGUCACGUCAGCCCCUCCCUGGUCCGGGGCCUCUUGGCAGUGAGCCUGGCCGCCAACGCCCUCUUCACCUCGGCCUACCUGUACCAGAGUCUGCGUUGACCCGACAGCCCCCGCACCCCAGUAGGCUCGGG